Molecule: messenger RNA, 864 nt
Organism: Branchiostoma floridae (Florida lancelet)
Lineage: Eukaryota; Metazoa; Chordata; Leptocardii; Amphioxiformes; Branchiostomatidae
Product: E3 ubiquitin-protein ligase TRIM71-like
Exons: 2
Coding region: 1-864 (287 amino acids)
Cellular component (GO): extracellular region
Molecular function (GO): protein binding
Source: RefSeq, a predicted model, not a curated record
AUGUCCAGUAGCACAGAGGGUAAGAGAUCCCAGCAGACUGAAGAUAGCAGAAUUACGUUUGGUGGAAGAGAACUAAGUGCAAGGGGGGUGACAGUGUCGUCACAAAACGAGAUUGUUGUGGCCGACAAUUUCAACAAAAGAAUCCAAGUCUACAACGUGAAAGGUGUUUUUCUCCGUAACUUCUCAACAGAAGACAAGUAUCCUAUUGACGUUUCAGUGGACCGUAACGGUCACCUGUGGGUGAUUUGGAGCCUCUUCCACGAGUCUGUCUAUAAGUAUGAGCCAGGUAUCUCUCAGUUUCAAACGGAUGGUAGGAAGCUUGCUGAGUUUGACGGCCGAAUUACCGGUACCGAAUAUUGGUUUGCGAUUACGUACACCGGCAUUGUCAUGGACUCACAAUCAGACAACAUCAUCGUGACUGGAGGUCAACAAGGUAUUGGAGACAAUUGGAGGGUGUGGGUGUACCGGCCAAACGGAUCCCUGGUUCGCAGGUUCGGACAUAGGAACAUGAGAUUGCCAACCUCUGUUGCAGUGGAUAAUGAGGGGAACAUUUUUAUUGCAGACGGUCGUUUGCUAAUCAUCUACAAAUAUGACAAGAACGGGCGCUACCUAUUUGAUUUUGACGACAAGGGGACUGGAACACGUUUCGUAUUCCAUUUUAAGGGCGUCUGUGUCGAUAAUUUAGGUCAAGUAAUAGUGACCAACGCGGACAACAAUCGCGUAGAGAUGUUCACACGUAACGGCACUCAUAUCAGGACCAUCGCUAAUGUAAGCAAACUGGGGUACGUGGCUACAGGAAAAGAUGGACAGCUUGUUGUGGUGAAUCCUUCUGAUGACACUGUGACUAUCUUUCCCAGCUAUUAA